AUGGGAACUCCAGAAACGUCACGGGAGCCGUGCCCGGACCGAAUCCUCGACGACGUCGGCGGGGCCUUCGGGAUGGGCGCCGUCGGAGGAGGCGCCUUCCAUUUCAUCAAGGGGAUCUACAACUCCCCCAAGGGCGCGCGUCUCGUCGGCGCCGCCCAAGCCGUCCGCAUGAACUCUCCCCGCGUCGGUGGCAGCUUCGCCGUCUGGGGCGGCCUCUUCUCCACCUUCGACUGCACCAUGGUCUACCUGCGCCAGAAGGAGGACCCCUGGAACUCGAUCAUCGCCGGCGCCGCCACCGGAGGCUUCCUCUCCAUGCGGCAGGGGAUGGGCGCCACGGCGAGGUCCGCCGCCAUGGGAGGGGUGCUGCUGGCCCUGAUCGAAGGCGCCGGGAUCAUGCUCAACAAGAUGAUGGAGAAGCAGCAGCAGAUUCCGAUGGAGGAACCUGGUCUGCCUGGGAUGAUGGGCGGCCCGGAGGAGCCCGUCGGGUCAGAAGGACCCGGUUCCUGGCUGGGAGGGUUGUUUGGGAAAGGGAAAGAGCCUGAGCCGGCCACCAGCGGAAGCGAGACCAAGGUUCUAGAGAGCUUCGAUGCUCCUCCGGUGCCCAAUUUUGAUUACAAGUGAUCCUUAUAUUUCAGUAGUAGAAAGGUUAGUACUUGUAUUUAGGAGGGUUGAGCUCUGCUCUCUAUCUUUCAAUAAUCACAACUACUGUACUAUUCUAUUUUUUCUAUCAUGUAUUUUGAAUGGAAUGGAAUGCUGUUGCUGGCUUGCGUUUAAAUUCUAUGCUACCAUUCUUUGCACUUUUGCAUGUAUGGCUCACUCUGACUCUUUCUCCAUAUGAAAGAUCACAACUUUGUAU
This is a messenger RNA of Fragaria vesca subsp. vesca, 856 nucleotides long. Its product is annotated as mitochondrial import inner membrane translocase subunit TIM17-2-like. Gene Ontology annotation, cellular component: TIM23 mitochondrial import inner membrane translocase complex; mitochondrial inner membrane. The transcript has a single exon. Gene Ontology annotation, biological process: protein import into mitochondrial matrix. The record is from RefSeq and is a predicted model, not a curated record. Gene Ontology annotation, molecular function: transmembrane protein transporter activity. Lineage: Eukaryota; Viridiplantae; Streptophyta; Magnoliopsida; Rosales; Rosaceae. Bases 1 to 621 code for a protein of 206 amino acids.